UGCGACCGCGUGCUCGUCGGACUGUGGAAUUACUACCAAUUCAAGCACGAGAAGAGGCCGGAUGCGGAUUGGAUCCAAACGUAGCCGUUCCUUAAAUCCAGGUCAAGCCGUGUUCACGAAGUUCGAAAGUCGGGGGCUGGAUGACGAUUUGUGGGACGGUAGCAGGAAAUACGUUUUGGAUUCGGCUUUAUUCAAGGACUGCCCGCCGUAUUUGGGUUGCGAGGAUGACCGCUCCAUCGAGGCGACGGAAAAAUUGGCUGGCCACAAGAAGUUGACGGUCGACUGGAGAAACAAGGUUCUCUCCGUGUUGACAGGGAAUAGACUGAAGAGCCGUGAGGUCGCACAAGCAGAAGGCAUUGUCCACAUCAAAUGGAAAGACACGGGGGACGUGACAUCGAUCGCGCCGUUCGGCAACGACCCUUUGGAGGCUGACAUCAGGGGUGCAGAAUUGAAGGAGGCAGUGGCAGCCACGAAGAGCCACACCUUCGUACUGGAUCUGUGCGAGCCGCAAAACCUCUCGUUUCUCGCCAGCAUGCACCAUCUUUCAUUCGUGAAGUUACUGGAAGGGAAGUGGGUGAGGAGGACCCAUCAAAAGAAAAGCUUCCCCGUGGGGAACAAUUUGUACACCGAGGAUGACCGCAUGUACAUCCUCUUCAAGGGCGACGAUCUGCCCGUAAACACGUCCGUGGUCUAUGAGGGAAGGUUGCCUAAGGGUGGUGCUGCAGCGGUGAGGUUGCCUCAGAGGGUUACCCCAACGGAUGUGUCGGAGAUUCCCUUCUCGCCUUGUGACUGGUCGCAGACCGCGCCGGAACGACAGGGCAGUGUGUACGGGGACAUGGAACRCAACCCGAUACAAUUCGUCGGUCUUCUUGAUUUUCUUUCGAAGAAGGGAGAGGGUGUCGUCUUCCUCGGGAAACCACACGCGGGAAGCGUGUGGGAGCUUCUGAAAGCGGGCAGGCAUGUGGUCGCAAUGGAAGGGAACUCCGACCUUUUGCAAUUCACGAUGCAACUGGUCAAAAGCGAGGUCAAUUCCGGGGCGCAUGAUUGCGAGUUAAUGGUCGCGAAGGCGACACGGAAUCGGGUGUGGAACAACAGAACGGACAUGUGGUUCAAGUUAAGCGAGAGAAAGAGGAACAAGAUAUACAACUUCUUGUUCCUCCGAACGAGGCCGAGGACGGACACUGAUGCCGAGUACCUCCGUCGCAAGGACCACAUGUUGGCAUUGAUCGACAACCACCAUUCCGCCUCCUGCAUGAAUGCGAAGACGUUUCUUGACAGGCUUCAGUCGUUGUACUUCGUUGAGUCCAAGCAGCAGUUGAAGUUAGCCAGUUACGCCUCCUUGAUCUCCAUUGACGACGAGGAAGCCACCGGUGUUGAGUUCGACGCUAAUGCGAAGGAGGAGGAGAGCGACACCGAGAGCCUCGACCUGCAGUAUGAUCCAGCACCGGCGGAGCAYGCCCGUGGGACGUCGUCGGUCGGUCCGUCAUCGAGCGCGGCAGCGGCGGCACCACUCGUGUCACCAACGGCAAGACCGUGGCCGGGCAGCACGCCGAUGAAGUUGCUGGAGAGGCUGAGAGCUAUGGCAAUCCCCCCGCGCGCUAUGCGUCCCGGGUCUGACAUUCCGCCCGACCAUCCGUCAUGGAAGGAUGACAACAUCCACUUCCUGCUUGCGCCACAAAGCCAUUCGCCUGAGGCAGACUGGGGCCAUGACAUGCUUUGGCAUCCAGGUGUCAUCCGGCCAGCGAUACAGAAGGGCGAGUGGGUCAUGGCCGUCACAGUCCCGGAUGGGGGAUGGGUGUCGAUUCCGCGCGAGUCGAAGUCCACCUUUCUGCACCUCGCGAGGAUUUYGGUCCUCCAGAAAGUGAGGGCCGAAAAUGACAUGUUUGCACCCUACGACCCGUCAGUUGUUUCCACAGCCGGGCGAGUUUUCGAUGAGCUCCAGGACAAGUGCUGGUUGGAAUUGACAGCGGACUACUACGACCUCGACACGAGCCCGUCGAAGGG
Chara braunii is the source of this 2004-nucleotide messenger RNA. NCBI's taxonomy places the organism in Eukaryota, Viridiplantae, Streptophyta, Charophyceae, Charales, Characeae. The record is from the annotation of a GenBank genome assembly.